Messenger RNA from Theobroma umbraticum, 2062 nucleotides. It is a transcript of the gene CRY3, whose product is annotated as cryptochrome 3. Gene Ontology annotation, biological process: photoreactive repair. Lineage: Eukaryota; Viridiplantae; Streptophyta; Magnoliopsida; Malvales; Malvaceae. Gene Ontology annotation, molecular function: deoxyribodipyrimidine photo-lyase activity; FAD binding; DNA binding. The record is from RefSeq and is a predicted model, not a curated record.
GGCUGCGAUUGAGACAAAUCCGUUGAGAAAUUUAAUAACCUGUCUACAGGUUACGAAAGCGCCACGUCCUUCAUAUCCACAUGUCAACUGCCGAACUGCUUAAUAGUUUGCCAGCUACAAAGCCCCAACUACAUGCAACAUGGCCAUUCUUCCUUCCUGCUCUUUACUUUCACAGAGAAAACUGACCUACCCGUCCUCGAUAUUUGCUUAUUCAAGUCAAAUUAGGUUCCGUCUUGGCUUCCAAAUCAUGGAUUCCACUUCAAAAUCCGAACCCAAAUCCGUUUCUUCUUCUACAGUCUACCAGGUCCCGGGACUAGACUCCCAUGAAAUGGACAGCAUUGCGGAGAAGACCUUCGAAAGGUUCUCAUCAAAGACCGUGAAGAGGAAUGGGAAAGGGAUUUCCAUAGUUUGGUAUAGGAAUGAUCUGAGAGUGUUAGACAACGAGGCUUUGUUUAAGGCUUGGGUUUCUUCUGAGGCCAUUUUGCCUGUUUACUGCAUCGAUCCUCGUCUCUUUGAGACCACCUAUUGCUUUGGUUUCCCCAAGACUGGAGCUUUGAGAGCGCAAUUUAUCAUUGAAUGCUUGGCUGAUUUGAAGAAGAAUUUGAUGAAGAAGGGCCUUGAUCUUCUCAUUCAACAUGGGAAGCCAGAGGAUAUUCUUCCUUCUCUUGCAAAAGCUUUUGGAGCUCACACAGUAUAUGCACAUAAAGAAACCUGCAGUGAGGAGCUACAAGUUGAAAGGCUGGUUACGCGAGGUCUGAGACGGGUGGUGUUAUCACCUGCUCAAGGGAAUUCUACGAGUUCAAGUUCAACACACAAUCCUAAGCUAGAACUCAUAUGGGGCAGCACCAUGUAUCACUUAGAUGACCUUCCAAUCAGUGUCAGCAGUUUGCCAGACGUAUAUACUCAGUUUCGUAAGUCUGUUGAAGCCAAAUGUGCCAUACGAGGGUGCAUCAGACUUCCAAACUCUCUUGGGCCAGCUCCUAGUAUCGAUGACUGGGGACAUGUUCCUUCAAUUGAGCAGCUUGGACUUCACUCAGAAAAGGCUACAAAAGGAAUGAGAUUUUUGGGAGGCGAAACUGCUGCAUUGAGCAGAGUAUCUGAGUACUUCUGGAAGAAGGACUUGUUAAAAGUAUACAAGGAGACAAGGAAUGCGAUGUUAGGGCCUGAUUACUCAACGAAGUUCUCUCCAUGGCUUGCUUCAGGAAGUCUCUCUCCUCGAUUCAUAUGUGAAGAGGUAAAGAGAUAUGAAAAGGAAAGGCUAGCAAAUGACUCCACAUACUGGGUGUUGUUUGAAUUGAUAUGGAGGGAUUACUUCAGAUUUCUUUCAAUCAAAUAUGGGAAUUCAAUAUUCUGUUUAGGUGGCCCCAGAAAAGUGGAAAGGGGAUGGAGUCAAGAACAAAAAUUGUUUGAAUCUUGGAGAAAUGGCUGCACCGGGUACCCUCUGAUAGAUGCAAACAUGAAGGAACUCUCAGCCACUGGAUUCAUGUCAAAUCGAGGCCGGCAGAUUGUAUGUUCCUUUCUUGUUCGAGACAUGGGAAUUGACUGGCGUAUGGGAGCAGAAUGGUUCGAAACAUGCCUUUUAGAUUAUGACCCAUGUUCCAACUACGGAAACUGGACGUAUGGUGCAGGAGUUGGAAAUGACCCUAGAGAAGAUCGCUAUUUCAGCAUCCCAAAGCAAGCACAAACAUAUGACCCUGAAGGCGAGUAUGUGGCGUAUUGGUUACCAGAGCUUCUUGCCCUUCCCAAAGAUAAAAGGAACUUUCCUGGAAAAUCAUAUAUCGAGCAAGUUGUACCUCUCAAAUUCGGGAACACUAACAGGCAUAAUAGCCAAAGCAUGGUGAGAAGAAGCAAAUUUGGUGGGAGACCGUUCCCGGGACACAGGAGAUGAAACAAGGAAAAACAUCCAAGGGGAAACGCAUUUUACAUAUUCUGAAUAUCUAUUAAAUAUCAUUCUCGCAUUUCUUUCGAUCAAUUUCGCCUUGUCCAACUUCCAACAAGAAAUAAGCCACUCAGAAAGACGAUAAGAAUUGGUAAUAUAGCAUUCAUUAUUUUUGAGUUUAAA